AUGUGUUCAAUAUCCUUGUCUGGGAGCAUAAUAGGAGUGAGUGACAAUUGAGAAAGUAGGUCGACAAUGGCGCCUAAACUCGUAGCUCUAUCCUCCUUAUGCCCAUUCCAUAUUCCCAAUUACCAAAAUUCAGCGCUUAACAUGUACAAAUUCCACACUACUCCCAAACCCAACCUUAUCCUCUGCAAAUCCACACAGACCACUAUCUCAGAAUCCGAAUCACCUGAUGGCUAUGGUGCUGCUGCCCCGACCCGAGGUGACAUAUAUCUUCAACGCCAACAAGCUUCAUCUGGGUUAGCCACAACUACAACUAACAAGAAAAAGAAGAAGAAAUUAGAUAAAAUUCUUAAUGUUUCCAACUUGGCUCCUUGUUGUUACGGCUGUGGAGCUCCGUUGCACACAUUGGAAGUGGAUGCACCGGGUUAUGUUGACCAGGAAACAUACGAUUUGAAAAAGAAACAUCACCAACUUCGUAAAAUUCUUUGUGGACGGUGUCGCCUAUUGUCUCAUGGGCACAUGAUAACUGCAGUAGGUGGAAAUGGAGGUUAUCCUGGAGGCAAGCAAUUUGUUUCAGCAGAAGAGCUUCGAGAAAAGUUGUCUCAUUUACGCCAUGAGAAAGCUUUGAUUGUUAAAUUGGUUGAUAUUGUAGACUUCAAUGGCAGUUUUUUGGCUCGUGUGCGAGAUCUUGCUGGUGCAAAUCCCAUAAUUUUGGUUAUAACUAAGGUGGAUCUUCUUCCAAAAGAAACUGAUCUUAAUUGUGUCGGUGACUGGGUUGUGGAAGCCACAAUGAAGAAGAAGCUUAAUGUUCUGAGUGUUCAUUUAACAAGUUCAAAGUCAUUGGUUGGAAUCUCUGGGGUGGUGUCAGAAAUCCAAAAAGAGAAAAAGGGAAGGGAUGUAUACAUUCUGGGCUCAGCAAACGUGGGAAAAUCUGCAUUCAUCAAUGCGCUGUUAAAUACGAUGUCAUACAAGGACCCAAUUGCAGCCUCUGCACGAAAAUACAAACCAAUACAAUCAGCUGUUCCUGGAACGACACUGGGUCCAAUCCCAAUUGAUGCUUUCCUUAGUGGUGGGAAAUUGUAUGAUACCCCUGGAGUCCAUCUUCAUCAUAGGCAAGCUGCAGUUAUUCAUGCGGAAGAUCUCCCUACUCUUGCUCCACAAAGUCGUCUUCGGGGUCAAGCUUUUUCAAGCUCUGCGCUAAACUUGGACUCACAGAUAGCUGACCGAGUGAGAUCAAGUGGCUUGAAUGGAUUAUCAAUAUUCUGGGGAGGCCUUGUGCGAAUUGAUGUUUUGAAGGUUCUCCCAGAGACUUGUUUAACAUUUUAUGGACCCAAGGCAUUGCAAAUUCACAUAGUGCCUACUGAAGAAGCAAAUGAAUUCUACCAGAAAGAACUCGGAGUUCUAUUGACACCUCCGACAGGAAAAGAAAAAGCAGAGGACUGGAUGGGACUUGAAACGAAGCGCCAAUUACAAAUUAAGUAUGAAGAUAUUGAGAGACCUACCUGCGAUGUGGCUGUAUCUGGUCUUGGAUGGUUCUCUGUAGUGCCAGCCGGAAAAUCUAAUCCAGUUUCAGAAGUUGCAGCUGGAGAGCUAACAUUUGUUGUCCAUGUUCCGAAGCCAGUAGAGAUUUUUGUUCGACCUCCUAUGCCUGUUGGCAAAGCUGGAGGACAGUGGUACGACUACAGGGAGUUGACAGAGGAGGAAUCAGAAGUGAGACCCAAAUGGUUUUUCUGAUUGUUACUAGUUUGAGUUUUACCUUCUAUAUGAUUGACGGUGUUCUUAUUUUUUACAUUAUUAGAUCACAUAAAUGAUAACUGUGGGUAAUCGUCGUAAAAAUAGGUGCCUAACCUGGGAAAAUAGUGCAGGGUACCUGCUACGAGUAUACAAGGUUAAUGUAAAAAAAUCUUGCACUGUCGGUGUAUAUAGUUUAAAUCCACUCUGAAAUUCA
Messenger RNA from Lycium ferocissimum, 1945 nucleotides. RefSeq names its product putative nitric oxide synthase. Lineage: Eukaryota; Viridiplantae; Streptophyta; Magnoliopsida; Solanales; Solanaceae. The transcript is spliced from 13 exons. Gene Ontology annotation, molecular function: GTPase activity; GTP binding. The coding region runs from base 67 to 1731 and encodes 554 amino acids. The record is from RefSeq and is a predicted model, not a curated record.